Solanum dulcamara is the source of this 1102-nucleotide messenger RNA. RefSeq names its product homeobox-leucine zipper protein HAT22-like. The transcript has 3 exons. NCBI's taxonomy places the organism in Eukaryota, Viridiplantae, Streptophyta, Magnoliopsida, Solanales, Solanaceae. Gene Ontology annotation, molecular function: DNA-binding transcription factor activity, RNA polymerase II-specific; sequence-specific DNA binding. Gene Ontology annotation, biological process: regulation of DNA-templated transcription. The coding region runs from base 130 to 939 and encodes 269 amino acids. The record is from RefSeq and is a predicted model, not a curated record.
GCUUUCCAAAAAGAAAUCCGAUUCCUUUUCUUUUUUCUUUCUAUAAAUCUCUAAACUUUCCUUAUAUAUUAUUACCUUGUAAAUGUUUAAUCCUCAUUUCACUCAAAUCCCAAAAAUAAUAAAUUAAACAUGCUGUGCAACACAAGACUGAGUUUGAGCUUAGGAUCAUCUAUUACUCCUCCUCAUCAACAUAACAAGAAGGGGAAAUUAUCAACCAAUGAUGAUAAUCAAGAAUUAACACUCUGUUUAUCAACUUCAUCAGAGUUCACAAAUAAUUGUGACAAUAGGAUUAAUCCUCAAUUAUUAGGAGGAGUUAAUUCAUCGGUUUCUUCAUUUUCUCACACAAGUAGUGUCAAAAGGGAAAGAGAUGCUAGUAGUUUUGAAGAAGAAGUAGAAAAUUUGGAGACCAAAAAAAUUGUAUUAACUUCUCCAAAGGGAUUAGUUGAUCAUGAUGAUGAUGAAGAAGAUGUUCAUGAUUAUGGUACCAGGAAGAAACUUAGGCUCACUAAGGAGCAAUCUGAUGUUUUAGAAGAAAGCUUCAAAGAGCACACCACUCUUAAUUCUAAGCAAAAACGAGAUUUAGCGAGACGAUUGAGUUUACUUCCUCGACAAGUGGAAGUAUGGUUUCAGAAUCGAAGAGCCAGGACAAAGCUGAAACAAACAGAAGUAGAGUGUGAAAUAUUUAGAAAACGUUACGAAGAUUUAAAAGACGAAAACAGAAGGCUAAAUAAAGAAGUUGAAGAGCUGAAAUCUCUGAAAAUGUCAACACCCUUUCGAGUAAAACUAUCAGCUGCCACUCUUAAUAUGUGCCCGUCGUGCGAGAGAACUAAUUACGGUGGUGCCGCCGCUGCGGCCACCGAUAGUUCUACCAAAAUCUCUUUUUCCAUCGGAGAUCAAAAGCCUCACUUUUAUCAUGCUAUCCAUCAACAGCUUUGCUAAGAUAAAUUAAUUAAAAGGGUCUUAAUUAAUUAGUUAAUUAUAAUGUAAAGUGAUAGAGGAACAUGUAAUUAUUUCUUUAGUUAUGAUAAUGUAUGUUAUUCAGUAUUUUUGUAGUUAUGUGUAUUCUUUAAAAUGUAGUAUAUGUGGGAAAUAAAAGUUGCAU